This is a messenger RNA of Sorex fumeus (smoky shrew), 469 nucleotides long. RefSeq names its product protein BUD31 homolog. Gene Ontology annotation, biological process: mRNA splicing, via spliceosome. Gene Ontology annotation, cellular component: nucleus; spliceosomal complex. The record is from RefSeq and is a predicted model, not a curated record. Bases 164 to 469 code for a protein of 101 amino acids. NCBI's taxonomy places the organism in Eukaryota, Metazoa, Chordata, Mammalia, Eulipotyphla, Soricidae. The transcript has a single exon.
GACUGAGGAUACCAGGGAGUAUCCUGCUGGGCUCCUAGACACAGAUCUUAUGGUCUUGCAAGUUCUUUUGUCGGGGGAAAUGCCUCAAGUCAAAAGAAGCUGAAAAGCUCCCCCAGAUGCCUGGGAGCUGAUUGAACCAACUUUGGAUGAAUUAGGUCAAAAGAUGAGAAAAGCUGAAACAGAACCUCAGGAGAGAAAGAGGAAGGUGGAAUCCCUCUGGUCUAUCUUCAGGAUCCGCCACCAGAAAACCUGCUUUAUUCUUGACCUCUUCUACAAAUGGAAAGCCAUCAGCAGAGAGCUGUACGAAUACUGCACUGCAGAAUGCUCCGUGGACAGGAACCUCAUGGCCAAAUGGAAGAAGCAGGGCUACAAGAGCUUGUACUACCCGCGUUGCAUCCAGACCCGCAACACCAACUUCGGGACCAACUGCAUCUGCCAAUGGAAGUGGGCCGGAUCAUUGAGUACAUGA